This is a messenger RNA of Manihot esculenta (cassava), 1647 nucleotides long. RefSeq names its product F-box protein At1g67340. The record is from RefSeq and is a predicted model, not a curated record. The transcript is spliced from 3 exons. NCBI's taxonomy places the organism in Eukaryota, Viridiplantae, Streptophyta, Magnoliopsida, Malpighiales, Euphorbiaceae. Gene Ontology annotation, molecular function: protein binding. Bases 109 to 1254 code for a protein of 381 amino acids.
UGCUUCCCUCUUUUAUAUAAGGUUUCACUUCGCUUUUUCUCUCUUUCUUUCUCAAGAGUCUAUAGAGAGACUUAAACGAAUCCAUUUAGAAAGAGAAGAGCGAGAGAAAUGAGAAGGAGAGGGUUUUGUUAUCCUACAGGAGAUGAUCACAUAGAUAAUAGGUCAGUUAAGAGAAGAAACGGAGGAUAUUUCACCACCUCCACUGCCGCCGGAGAACAAAUGCUUUCCCGUAAAAGGCAGAAGUUAUCACAUGAGAUUGCCGGGGAGACUGACUUGUUUGAUUCUUUGCCCGAUGAUCUUAUCUUGUCUAUUCUCUGCAAGCUUAGCUCUUCGGCCUCUUGUCCUUCGGAUUUCAGUAACGUUUUGAUAACAUGCAAGAGAUUAAAUGGGUUAGGCCUUCAUUCUCUUGUACUAUCUAAAGCUUCUCAGAAAACGUUCGCUAUUAAGGCCAAAAACUGGUCGGAUUCCGCUCACCGAUUUUUGAAACUCUGUACCGAUGCCGGAAAUGUUGAAGCUUGUUACACCCUUGGCAUGAUUCGGUUUUACUGUUUACAAAACCGAGGGAGCGGAGCUUCUUUAAUGGCCAAGGCGGCGAUUAGUUCCCACGCUCCGGCACUAUAUUCUCUAGCGGUUAUACAGUUCAAUGGCAGCGGCGGCUCCAAAAACGAUAAGGACCUGCGCGCAGGAGUGGCGCUGUGCGCGAGAGCGGCUUUUCUUGGCCAUAUCGAUGCCCUUCGUGAACUUGGUCACUGCCUCCAGGACGGUUACGGCGUCCGGCAAAACGUCCCCGAGGGACGCCGAUUCCUCGUCCAAGCUAACGCUCGGGAGUUAGCCGCUGUGCUAAUUAACCCCAAAUCUGGUCUAAAUACGCGCGCAUUUCUUAAUUGGAAUCCACCGGCUCAUCCGAACCAUCGGCAUGCGAAUGGUCCCGGAUGUCCCUUGUUGAGCGAUUUCGGGUGUAAUGUUCCGGCUCCAGAAGCACACCCAGCUAGCCAGUUCAUGGUCGAGUGGUUCGCGUCUCGGGGCGGUACACCGGGUUCGGGGCUCCGUUUAUGUUCUCACGUCGGCUGCGGAAGACCAGAGACUAGAAAACACGAGUUUCGUAGAUGUUCCGUUUGUGGGGGUGUGAAUUACUGCUCACGCGCGUGCCAAGCGCUUGAUUGGAAGAUGAGGCAUAAGGAGGAGUGCAGUCCCGUGGAGCGGUGGGUCGACGAGGACGGUGAGGGAAACCAAAACGCCGUCGCCGACAGCUAGUUGAAUAAUGUAAACGACGGAGACUGACGGUAACGGCGGACGAUAUUUUUUUGAGAAUUAUCGGCUGGAAAAUGGGAAAUGUUGAAGACGGAAGUUACCUUUUUCACUGUGGCUCGAACAGCGGAAGUUUUGUUCCUCUUAGUACCAUAUCGGAGAAAUCGAGGGCACUUUUUUGUUUUUCCCCUUUUAACUUAAAUUGUAGAAAAUGGAGUAGGGAGGGGCUUAGGCCGUAGGGCAUGUGUCCUUAACCGGCUGCAUGAACGUGCAGGUGACUCGGGGUAGUGGCCGAGUGGCAAGGGUGCGUUUUUUAUAAUUUUAUUUUAUGCGUUUCUGUAAAAUAGUCAACUUAAAAUGGGUAAGUUUAGAAAAACAAAAAGAGGCAAAUUCCUUUAA